AUGGGGGCAGCUGAGAACGAUUUACACAGCUCUCCAGAGAACAGUCUUGGUUCCCUUAGACUGGGCAUCCUAGCAUCCACGCCUUUCCCGGUCCUUCCUUCAGGCUCAAGUUCGACCAAUCAGCUGCCAGCUCUAGACCAACUAAAGCAAGAUGCCAGACUGACAGCUGCGCUCACUGGCGCGGCCUGCCACCCUGUGACCGCAGGAAAGGAAGAAGAGAAAAGGAAGGAUGUAGGUCAGAAAAACGACAGCGGAAAAUCUAAGGAAGAGGAGAAAAGGAAGAGUGUGGAGUUGAAAAUCAAGGAGAACGGGAAGGAGAAAGGGAAGGAAGAGGAGAAAAGGAAGAGUGUGGACGCGAAAAUCAAGGAGAACGGGAAAGAGAAAGGGAAGGAAGAAGAGAAAAGGAAGAGUGUGGACGCGAAAAUCAAGGAGAACGGGAAGGAGAACGGGAAGGAGAAAGGGAAGGAAGAGGAGAAAAGGAAGAGUGUGGACGCGAAAAUCAAGGAGAAAGGGAAGGAAGAGGAGAAAAGGAAGAGUGUGGACGCGAAAAUCAAGGAGAACGGGAAGGAGAAAGGGAAGGAAGAGGAGAAAAGGAAGAGUGUGGACGCGAAAAUCAAGGAGAAAGGGAAGGAAGAGGAGAAAAGGAAGAGUGUGGACGCGAAAAUCAAGGAGAACGGGAAGGAGAAAGGGAAGGAAGAGGAGAAAAGGAAGAGUGUGGACGCGAAAAUCAAGGAGAACGGGAAGGAAGAGGAGAAAAGGAAGAGUGUGGACGCGAAAAUCAAGGAGAACGGGAAGGAGAAAGGGAAGGAAGAGGAGAAAAGGAAGAGUGUGGACGCGAAAAUCAAGGAGAAAGGGAAGGAAGAGGAGAAAAGGAAGAGUGUGGACGCGAAAAUCAAGGAGAAAGGGAAGGAAGAGGAGAAAAGGAAGAGUGUGGAGUUGAAAAUCAAGGAGAAUGGAAAAGGAAAGGAAGUCAAGGAGGAGCAAGGGAUGGAGAAUGAGGAGGAACAGGUCACAGAAAAGGUCAAAGACAGCAGCAGCACCUCGAUUAAAAUCCUGAACCCGCCGCCGCCGCCGCCGCCGGAGAAAAGUAACCAGAUCCUAGUAGUAGGCCUGGAUGGUGCAGGAAAGACCAGCGUCCUCCACUCGCUGGCUUCCAACAGAAUCCAGCACAGCCUGGCACCUACCCAAGGUUUCAACGAAGUUUGCAUCAGCACUGAGGACAGGCAGAUGGAGUUCCUGGAGAUUGGCGGCAGUGAGCCAUUCCGCGCCUACUGGGAGAUGUACCUGCCUAAGGUAUGGCUGCUGAUCUUUGUGGUAGACUCAGCUGAUCACAGUCGGUUGCCUGAAGCCAGGAGAUACCUUCAUCAGCUGAUUGCGCCAAACCCAGGGCUCCCUCUGGUUGUGUUUGCCAACAAACAGGAUCUUGAAGACGCCUACCAUAUUAUAGACAUCCACGAAGCUCUAGCACUGUCGGAAGUGGGGAAUGACAGGAAGCUGUUCUUGUUUGGAACUCAGGUGACUGAAAAUGGCUCAGAGAUCCCUUCCACCAUGCAAGAUGCCAGAGACCUGAUUGCACAUCUGGCCGCAAAUAUGUAG
Microtus oregoni (creeping vole) is the source of this 1596-nucleotide messenger RNA. RefSeq names its product ADP ribosylation factor like GTPase 9 (gene Arl9). Lineage: Eukaryota; Metazoa; Chordata; Mammalia; Rodentia; Cricetidae. The transcript has 6 exons. Bases 1 to 1596 code for a protein of 531 amino acids. The record is from RefSeq and is a predicted model, not a curated record. Gene Ontology annotation, molecular function: GTP binding; GTPase activity.